UCAGAUCAUCGGCCUACGCAAAACUUUGCCUGUUUAGCUGUUUGCUUCAACACUCAUUUCCUCUGUGUUUGCUAGGGUUUUUGAAAACGUGCGAGGUUUGUGACAGAGAAAGAAAGAGAUCAACUUCAAUCGCCAGCCAUGUCGUUCAACUCUCCUGAAUUGCAAAAUCUGCUUGAGCAAGAGAAGCAAAGAGCCAUGGUUAAUGAGAUGGUAUCGAAAAUGACAAGUGCCUGCUGGGAUAAAUGUGUGACCGGUGCACCUGGAAGCAAGUUCAGCAACAGUGAAGCAGCAUGCCUUCAGAAUUGCGCUCAACGAUACGUUGAAAUGAGUAUGUUAAUUAUGAAGCGCUUCCAGUCAAUGCAAUAGAGAUCCUGAUGAUAAUUGCCUCACUUUUGUGGUCUCUGUUUUAACUUCCCUCGUGGGGUUUUUACUGUUGCAACCGUGCAAUGCCUAUACAUUUCAUCCAACAAAUAUCAACUUGAGUUGCGCCAGCAUUGAAUUACUUAUGAAGUAGUCUUUUGCACAUGAUUAGUAUGUCGACCUUUAUAUUUACUGAACAUGUGUUUUUGUGUUGAACUUGUCUUUCCAAUCCCCUCUUCCAUUUCGAAGAAAAUAAAAGUACAAAAAGAAGCAUUCUUCUUA
Messenger RNA from Spinacia oleracea (spinach), 642 nucleotides. RefSeq names its product mitochondrial import inner membrane translocase subunit TIM8. The coding region runs from base 139 to 366 and encodes 75 amino acids. Lineage: Eukaryota; Viridiplantae; Streptophyta; Magnoliopsida; Caryophyllales; Amaranthaceae. The transcript has 2 exons. The record is from RefSeq and is a predicted model, not a curated record.